This is a messenger RNA of Quercus robur (English oak), 642 nucleotides long. RefSeq lists its product as uncharacterized. Gene Ontology annotation, molecular function: nucleic acid binding; RNA-DNA hybrid ribonuclease activity. Bases 1 to 642 code for a protein of 213 amino acids. Lineage: Eukaryota; Viridiplantae; Streptophyta; Magnoliopsida; Fagales; Fagaceae. The record is from RefSeq and is a predicted model, not a curated record. The transcript has a single exon.
AUGGACCCAAUUAAGUAUGUCCUCUCCAGGCCAGUGGUUUCGGGUCAUAUAGCUCAAUGGGUAGUCUUGCUACAACAAUAUGACCUUGCAUACAUUCCACAAAAAGCUAUCAAAGGACAAGCAUUGGUAGAUUUCUUAGUUGAUCACCCAGUUCCAUCUGAUUGGGAGUUCUCUGAUGAUUUCCUGGAUGAAGACGUGUUUUACAUUGAAGUAAUGCCACCAUGGAUGAUGUUUUUCGAUGGGGUUGCACGUCGAGGAGCAGGGGUAGGUGUAGUGUUUGUUUCUCCACAACGGCAAAUACUUUUGUACUCAUUCUCAUUAAACAAACUUUGCUCUAACAACAUAGCUGAAUAUCAAGCGUUGAUUAUUGGUCUACAAAUGGCCAUUGAGAUGGGCAUAUUGCAACUUGAGAUCUUUGGGGAUUCCAAAUUAAUUAUCAACCAAGUCUUGGAGCAGUAUGACAUCAAGAAAGAAGACCUUAUCCCUUAUUGCAAAUAUGCAAAGAAGUUGCUAGCAAAUUUUGAGGCCAUCACAUUGGAGCAUAUACUAAGGAAGGAGAAUAGGCAGGCUGAUGCUUUAGCUAAUUUGGCUACUGCCUUAGCAUUAUCCCAAGAAGAGAUUGCCAAAGUUGCUAUUUCCUAA